UUCCUGCUUUCUCUUCUGAGCACAGUGCUGCACCGUAUGGUUGCCGACACCUCUGGGCAGCUCCAUUUUCCUUACAAUGCACCUCCCGAAGACCACAGUCUCAAACGACAGUAUCUCGCCUUACUCCCUCCUCAGCAGGUCAUUGAGAUAUGCCUUGCUCUCGAUAUACAUGUGCCCAUGGCGCUGAAGAGGAAUAUCUGGCCGCCGGAUUUCAAAGCUGUUCUUGCUUCCAUGCAGAACCCACCAAAAGCAGAAGAGGCGCCGAAUAAAAUUCCCUCGUCAACACCAGCUGCUUCAUCGACCACCAAUGAAGCCCAUCCUACGGCAGCAUCUGAUGAUCAGUCUCCUCAAACAUCCACCGAACGGAAGCCGCCAGAUAAACCACCGGUUGCAGGUCCAUCGACCCCCAAUACAUCGUCCUUGCAACCUUUCAACUUCUCGUCUCAGCCCGCAUCCGCAUAUCCACACACACCUUAUUACCACCAACCUCUCCCACCGGGAUAUCUCCCAUUUUCUUUUCCAUAUGCCGCUGGGCCGUCCAGUGCAGCUCACCACCCGUAUCCAUUGCCUCCUCCCCUUUCUGCGCCAGGUUAUCCUGCACCUAAUCCGUACUUUGCCGCCCCGCAUCAGCAAGAUGCCUCUAUUCCUGUGCCUGCACCUGCAUCGGAAGAUACAGACCUCCCGAGCUAUGAGGAUAUGAUCGUGGAGGGACUAACGACUGUUGCAGAUCCUGAAGGCAUGGCACCGAAGGAUCUAUUCAAUUGGAUAUCCGCACGAUAUCCGGUUCAAGCGAACUUCCGGCCAUCCGCCAGUCAAGCACUGCAAAAAGCGUAUAGAAGGGGCCGGUUUGAAAAGAAUGCUAGUGGGAGGUAUCGGUUGAACGCGAGCUGGGAAGGGGGGAAUUCCUCCACCCGCCGCGCGACUCGCCGUCCACAAACACAUAACGCGACUCCGAUCGUGAUGCAAAAACAAGCACGGAUGCCGAACGGCGCCAGUCCGUUCACUCCCAUCCCACGACCCUCCCCGCAAGCAUUUGUGCCUGCUCCGCCACCCGUGUCGCCGUAUCCCGCGAGCCAGCCGACACCCGCACCAACGCCCGCAGCUGCGCCCACAGAACCUCCGCGACCGAUCCCUCCAACCGAAGUACCACCUCCCAAGCCAUCGGUCCCCCCAAAUUCGGCCUACCAGGCCGCGGAAAAAAUCCUGCAGACCAUCAACUUCGGCGCCGUGUUCAGUCUGGAAGACGAGGCAGCCAGACGGAUGUCGCCUGUCAAAAGCGAAUCCGUCUCGCUUUCCCUGGCGGAACACGCGAGAGCCGAGCUGCAGGGCCAGCUUGCGCUUCUUGCCGCGCAACUGGAGGACAUCGCCCAGCUCGAAGCCGAUGCCGAGGCAGCUGCCCACGACGAAGACGGGAUCUAG
This is a messenger RNA of Mycena citricolor, 1419 nucleotides long. NCBI's taxonomy places the organism in Eukaryota, Fungi, Basidiomycota, Agaricomycetes, Agaricales, Mycenaceae. The record is from the annotation of a GenBank genome assembly.